AUGCUAGUAAAGGAGGGUACCAAACGCAGCCGAAUGGACAAUAGAGGCGGGCUGGCUUCGCUGCCUCGUCCGCCUGGAUGGCCCUCCGCUCUGGACGUAUUGAUUGCGGAGGGUAGUGAGGGUCUAAACCCCCCGAAAAAACCCACAUACGUUGAUGUGGUAAUGACCACAAUGACCACCUGCUGUGAUUCACAAGAGUGA
This is a messenger RNA of Strongylus vulgaris, 201 nucleotides long. Lineage: Eukaryota; Metazoa; Nematoda; Chromadorea; Rhabditida; Strongylidae. The record is from the annotation of a GenBank genome assembly.